CCUUUCUAUACUUCGGUUCACCCCCCUCUCUGAACGAAAGGGAGAGCGGAGUUUGUCUUUCCUCCCAAAUCUUCGAAAGAAACUCCGAAAUCAUUCAAACCCUAGAGUCGUUUUCAAGGGUUUAUCUUCUUCUGCAAAUCGAAUCCUUGAAGGCUCGAUAAUCUAUCACUCUUUCUCUUGAAUCCAAACCCUGCAUCUGCCAAAAUCCCUGCAGCGGCAGCACCGGUCUGAAAUCAUGGGUUCCGAUGCAGAUAUGGAGGAUUAUGGGUUCGAGUACUCUGAGGAGGAACCCGAGGAGCAGGAUGUCGAUAUCGAGAACCAGUACUACAACUCCAAAGGUUUAGUGGAAACUGAUCCAGAGGGAGCACUUGCUGGUUUUGCUGAAGUAGUUCACAUGGAACCUGAGAAGGCAGAGUGGGGAUUCAAAGCGUUAAAGCAGACUGUUAAACUCUAUUAUCGGCUGGUGAAGUACAAAGAGAUGAUGGACUCUUACAGGGUGAUGCUGACAUACAUCAAAUCAGCUGUAACAAGGAAUUACAGUGAAAAGUGUAUAAAUAACAUAAUGGAUUUUGUUUCUGGGUCAGCAAGCCAAAACUUUGGUCUUCUACAAGAGUUCUAUCAGACCACGCUGAAGGCCCUUGAGGAAGCAAAGAAUGAGAGACUGUGGUUUAAGACAAAUCUCAAGCUCUGCAAGAUUUGGUUCGACAUGGGGGAAUAUGGGCGGAUGAAUAAGAUAUUGAAGGAACUCCACAAAUCUUGUCGAAGAGAAGAUGGUACGGACGAUCAGAAGAAAGGCACACAACUUUUGGAGGUCUAUGCCAUCGAGAUCCAAAUGUACACUGAAACAAAGAAUAACAAGAAACUCAAGCAACUGUACCAAAAAGCACUCUCGAUAAAAUCAGCAAUACCCCAUCCACGUAUCAUGGGUAUAAUUCACGAGUGUGGUGGGAAAAUGCACAUGGCAGAGCGUCAAUGGGCAGAGGCAGCUACUGAUUUCUUUGAAGCUUUUAAGAACUACGAUGAAGCUGGGAAUCAACGGCGUAUUCAGUGCCUGAAAUAUUUGGUUCUGGCCAACAUGCUAAUGGAAUCUGAAGUGAACCCUUUUGAUGGGCAAGAGGCGAAACCGUACAAAAAUGACCCGGAAAUCUUAGCAAUGACAAAUCUGAUAGCAGCAUAUCAAAGAAAUGAGAUACUGGAAUUUGAGAAAAUCUUGAAGAGCAACAGAAGAACAAUCAUGGAUGAUCCUUUCAUCCGAAAUUAUAUUGAGGAUCUGUUGAAGAAUAUCAGAACCCAAGUAUUACUUAAGCUCAUCAAACCAUACACAAGGAUCCGGAUCCCCUUCAUAUCAAAGGAACUCAACGUGCCGGAGAAAGAUGUUGAGUCACUUCUGGUCUCCCUAAUUUUGGACAACCGCAUCCAAGGUCAUAUUGAUCAGGUGAAUCGGCUGUUAGAGCGCAGCGACAGGUCGAAGGGGAUGAAAAAAUACGCGGCGAUAGACAAAUGGAAUACUCAGCUUAGGUCCCUCUACCAGACCGUCACCAACAGAGUAGGUGGAUGAUUCAAGCAGGUAGCAGCUUCCGUAUGUUUUGAGAGCGCCAUUUUUGCUAUAGCAGUUGUGGUUGAAUCGGGGCGGGAAGCUUUCAUUGAUUCCCGGUUCCCAUUUAUUAUAAUGAUUAUUGCAGAGAUAAGUGAAGUUGUGAAUAACAAGAAGGGAUUUUCAUUAUAAGAGAAUUUGUGCAGGCUUUAUGUGCA
Messenger RNA from Magnolia sinica, 1752 nucleotides. RefSeq names its product COP9 signalosome complex subunit 2. The transcript is spliced from 12 exons. Lineage: Eukaryota; Viridiplantae; Streptophyta; Magnoliopsida; Magnoliales; Magnoliaceae. Gene Ontology annotation, biological process: protein deneddylation. Gene Ontology annotation, cellular component: COP9 signalosome. The record is from RefSeq and is a predicted model, not a curated record. The coding region runs from base 236 to 1558 and encodes 440 amino acids.